This is a messenger RNA of Anopheles marshallii, 2049 nucleotides long. RefSeq names its product pendrin-like. NCBI's taxonomy places the organism in Eukaryota, Metazoa, Arthropoda, Insecta, Diptera, Culicidae. Gene Ontology annotation, molecular function: sulfate transmembrane transporter activity; oxalate transmembrane transporter activity; bicarbonate transmembrane transporter activity. Gene Ontology annotation, biological process: transmembrane transport. Gene Ontology annotation, cellular component: membrane. The record is from RefSeq and is a predicted model, not a curated record. The transcript is spliced from 7 exons. Bases 1 to 2049 code for a protein of 682 amino acids.
AUGCCACAUUCUCGCAACUCCAACGGGGUUGCAAAUCCUGCCUAUAGUCGUGAUGGCAACGAAACGCCAGAAAGGGCUGGUGGCCGACGCUCAAGGCCCAAAAUAUCGCAGGUUAUUGUCACCCGUCCACAUUACCAACAGGAGGAUCUCAACAAUGCCUUCAAUUACUUCAAACCGAAGUCCAGUUUCUACCAGGACGCAAUGGAAAGCAUGCGCGAGAUGGACACCAAAACGUGUGUUACGGGGUUAUUUCCGAUCUUCAAAUGGCUUCCUGAGUAUUCGUUUCCUAGCGAUUUCAUUGGAGACCUCAUCAGUGGCUUAACGGUCGGUGUGAUGCACAUACCACAGGGAAUGGGAUAUGCACUUAUAGCGAACAUGCCUCCAAUCACUGGAAUCUAUACAGCAUUCUUCCCCGUUUUAAUUUACUUUUUGCUAGGCACGUCGAGACAUAAUUCCAUGGGUACAUUGGCCGUAGUUUCUAUCAUGACCGGUAAAGUUGUCUACAAUCACUCUGGCGAGGGUUCCAACUACUCCAACCUGGAGGUCGGAACUGCGUUGUGUUUUUUAGUCGGUAUAAUUCAGCUUGUAAUGUGUCUUCUCAGGAUGGGUGCAGCAUCAUUUUUACUGUCCGAAGCAUUGGUUUCCGGAUUCACCACUGGUGCGGCAGUGUACGUGUUUACAUCGCAAAUGAAGGACAUUUUGGGUGUUACACUUCCGCCGCUGGGUAGUAGAUUCGAAAUUGUUUAUACUUAUUACGAACUUGGGAAAAGAAUACCUGAUACAAAUCUGGUGAAUUUGGGAAUGGCGAGUGUUGCCAUCAUAAUACUGUUGAUCAACAAUGAGAUCAUUAAGCCACGCUUAGCCAAACUGUGCGUCAUUCCAAUCCCGAUCCAGCUCAUUCUCGUUGUCAGUGGCACCCUGUUAUCGAUUCAGUUUAAUCUAAAAGAAAAUUAUGGAUUAAAAGUAGUUGGAUCAAUUCCUCAAGGGCUGCCAGCACCUAAACUUCCUAAUUUCGACAUUAUACCAGAAAUUCUCACGGAAAGCAUUACAGUAGCGAUCGUUGGUUACACCGUAUCUGUAUCGUUGGGGAUCAUAUUUGCAAAAAAAGAACACUAUGAAAUUGGCUUUAACCAAGAACUGCUGGCACUGGGGGCAGGCAAUGUAUUCGGAUCGUUCUUCUCGUGCUACCCGUUUGCAGCAUCAUUGUCCCGUGCUGCGAUCCAGUAUUUGGCAGGCGGAAAAACGCAAAUUACUGGUCUCGUUUCAUGCAGCUUACUGGCGGUAGUGUUACUGUUCGUAGCAUCGUUUUUCCAACCGUUGCCCCGGUGCAUUCUAGCCAGUAUUAUUGCCGUAUCGGUGCAAGGCUUGUUGAUGCAAUCUAGAGAUCUACCAAAGUUCUGGCGGCAGGGAUUCUUCGAUGGCGUUACUUGGAUACUUACCUUUUUGUCAGUGGUGUUUAUAUCAAUUGACGUUGGUUUGCUGGUUGGAUUUGUACUCAGCGUUUCAAGCAUUUUUUUCCGAGCACUCAAACCGUACAUGUGCCAGAUGGGUAAUGUGCCCAAUUCGGAUGUAUACUUGGAUAUAACUCGCUACGAAGGGUUGAUCGAGCAUCGUGGCAUCAAGAUCAUACAUUACAGCGGUGGACUCCAUUUUGCUUCACGUGCCGUGUUCAAAAACAACAUCUGCCAGUUUCUUAAUAUAAACCUAGCCGAAGAAACGAAACGGCGCAAAGCGCCAGAUUUCGUUGCAGCGGACGAUGCAAUCAAGUUCCUAAUACUGGACUUUACAGCCCUCAGCUAUAUUGACCCUUCUGCCAUCUCAACAUUUAAAACGUUCGUAAAGGAACUGGAGGUAGUCGAUGUACAAACUCUGCUCGCCGGCUGUUCACCAUUGGUGUUUGAAAAGAUGAAGAAAUGCAACUUUAUCGGUGGCGAGGAACAUUACGUUCGCACUUAUCCGACUAUUCACGAUGCCGUCCACUACGCCCAGAAGCAGUUGAGAUUGCGAGCUGGCGUUGUGUCGCAAAUGAUUGAAGAAGUACGAUUGUAA